This is a messenger RNA of Trichoderma breve, 486 nucleotides long. RefSeq names its product ubiquitin-conjugating enzyme domain-containing protein. The record is from RefSeq and is a predicted model, not a curated record. The coding region runs from base 1 to 486 and encodes 161 amino acids. NCBI's taxonomy places the organism in Eukaryota, Fungi, Ascomycota, Sordariomycetes, Hypocreales, Hypocreaceae. The transcript has 2 exons.
AUGUCGACCAAACGCAUCUCCAAGGAAUUCGCCGAAGUCUCCCAAACCCCCAUCGAGGGCUUCCUCGUCACGCUCCCCCCCAACAACUCCGUCCACACCUGGCACGUCACCCUCCAGCCCCCGGCCUCAACCACCUUCUACCCGGGCCGCUUCGGCAUCGUCCUCACCCUCCCCACCGACUACCCCUUCAAGCCCCCCGUCGUAAAGUUCGUCACCCGCGUCUACCACCCAAACAUCACAAACGACUCCCUCGGCAACGUCUGCCUCGCCAUCCUCAAGGCCGAGAACUGGAAGCCCAGCACAAAGAUAGCGUCUGUCCUCGAGGCCCUGCGUAACCUGCUUGUCGAGCCUCAGCCUGACGACCCGCUCGAGGAGCGCAUUGCUGAUGAGUACCGCAACGACAGGGAGGCGUGGGAGGCAAAGGCGAAGGCUGCCGUCACUAAAUAUGCCCUUGAAGACCCCGUCUUUCCGGCAUCGGCAUCAUAA